Molecule: messenger RNA, 756 nt
Organism: Helobdella robusta
Lineage: Eukaryota; Metazoa; Annelida; Clitellata; Rhynchobdellida; Glossiphoniidae
Exons: 5
Coding region: 1-756 (251 amino acids)
Source: RefSeq, a predicted model, not a curated record
AUGGAUCAGAUAUUAAUUGAUGAAAUCGGUUUUCAAUUUGAUAUUAUUUGUCUGACUGAAGCAUGGCCUCCCUCUUCUAAUCUUACCAUCUUCUUGGAACAACUAGAGAUAAUGAACACAAAUUUAUAUAUCUGUCUGGUGAUAUUAAUACUGAUUUGUCAACUGAUUCAGCUCACCGUCCAGUACCUCAUAAAAUAUUCAACGUUGAUGAAACAGGAGUUACCACUGUCCAAAGGCUUGAUCGAGUUGUUGCAAGUAGGAUCAGUCACAUCUGGAGAAAGGGGAACUUUGGUGACAGUAGCAAUUGCGAUCAAUGCUGUUGGAAAUAGCAGUCCUCCAAUAUUUGUGUUUCCACGCCCAUUGGACCGCACAGUUUAUGGACCAUUGAAAAGAUUUAUCAAUGCCGCCUGUGAUGGUUGGAUGAGAUCAAAUUUGGGCAAGACAAUGUCCAUAUAUGACAUACCCGGAAUUGCAGCAAAUGCUUUUCCAUUUGCUUUAACCCAAAAAAUAUUCAUGAUCAUGAAUUCUUGUCAUCAGCAGUUACUGAUUGACUUGAACCUUGAGCCCUGCUCUAAUCAGACUGGCACUAAACCUGUUUUAUUGUCUUUCGAUAGCACAAGUCCAGGAGAUGAAAGUGUAGUACCGCAUACAGAUUAUCAUGUCCUUCCAGAUUCAAGCAAACUCCAAAAAGGCUCUAUCCAAACCAGUUACAAACCACACUACACCCGAAGAAAUACAGCCAUUCCCAUCUGCUGA